AGUAUGAUGGGCCCAGAGGCCCAAAUAAAUAGGAAGAAGAUAGGAAAGGAGACGAGAGUGUUAUCCACUCCUCUGUUCGGAUUUCUUUUCUCCUUCUUCAUUCAGAAAGAAAGAAAUAAAAAAAAUGGCGUAUUUAUCGACUUGCAAUAAUUCAGGGAAAUUGUGCUCCUCAUUUGCACCUUCAACUCUUAAUUUGUCUUCGUUCCAACGCGUCUCUGUUCAGUUCCUUCACACCCACAACCGCAAUUCUUCUUCUAAUUCUUCUUCUUCUUCUUCCACUGCAAGGCCUCUCACUGUCAUUUCCAUGGCUCCUCCUAAGCCCGCUGGUGGUAAAGCCAAGAAAGUGACUGGUAUUAUAAAGCUGGCUCUGGAGGCAGGAAAGGCAACCCCUGCUCCACCUGUGGGUCCGGCCUUGGGUUCCAAAGGUGUUAACAUUAUGGCAUUCUGUAAGGAUUACAAUGCCAGAACUGCUGACAAACCUGGAUAUGUCAUUCCUGUCGAAAUCACCGUCUAUGAUGAUAGAAGCUUCACUUUUGUCUUGAAGACCCCACCUGCUUCUGUUUUGCUGCUCAAGGCUGCAGGAGUGGAAAAAGGUUCGAAGGACCCACAGAGGGAGAAAGUGGGAAAAAUAACUAUAGAUCAGUUGAAGGCAAUUGCUCAAGAGAAGCUACCAGAUCUUAAUUGUUCUACGAUUGAAUCUGCGAUGAGGAUUAUAGCUGGCACUGCAGCAAAUAUGGGAAUUGACAUUGACCCUCCCGUUCUUGAACCUAAAAAGAAAGAACUUGUGCUCUAGUUUUGCCUUCGUGUCUGUGUAAUCUAUCCAGCAAUUGGUAGAAAAGUGGAUUGCCUGGCAGUGUACCUUCAAAUAUUUGUCUCUAUUGAAUAGUCAGCUAUAAAUUUGUUUCAAUUCUUUGGA
This is a messenger RNA of Capsicum annuum, 916 nucleotides long. RefSeq names its product 50S ribosomal protein L11, chloroplastic. Gene Ontology annotation, cellular component: ribosome; large ribosomal subunit. The coding region runs from base 125 to 793 and encodes 222 amino acids. The record is from RefSeq and is a predicted model, not a curated record. NCBI's taxonomy places the organism in Eukaryota, Viridiplantae, Streptophyta, Magnoliopsida, Solanales, Solanaceae. Gene Ontology annotation, molecular function: structural constituent of ribosome; large ribosomal subunit rRNA binding. The transcript has 4 exons. Gene Ontology annotation, biological process: translation.